UGGGGAAGAGGCGACGGGGGUGGAUCCACUGCGCGCAUUUUGCCGCCGGUUUCGUCGGAGCAGAGAGGGUGGUGACGCGGAAACUUGGAGGGUGGCGACGGGGCCACGGCUUUUUGGCCCGCCUCUCCGGCCUUAAAGCCCAGUGACGGCCCCGCCGAAGCCCAGUUAGCUAGCCUUUCUCUCUCGCUGCUCCCUUCCGCCUCCAUCCUCCUCCAGCCGCGACAGCGCGAUACAGCGGGGGUGGUCGGCGAGGCGAGGUGGUGGUGGUGGUGGAGGAUGGCGAAGGCCGGCGGGGGCCUGAUCUGGGCGACGGCAGAGGACCUGGCGCGGAACCGGCCGGUGGUGCUGUCCAUGUACCGGCAGAUCCUGCGGGCGCUCAACUCGCCGGCGCUGCCGCUGGGCCACGCGGCGCGGCUGGCCAAGAAGGCCGAGUGCCGCGCCAUCUUCAUCUUCGGCGCCGAGGAGAGGUCGCUGCACAACAUCCAGGACCUCCUCGACGCCGCGCGCCACACCCUCGGCCUCCUCAACCGCGGCCGCCUCCCCUAGAGGGGAAGGAAGGCGCCUAGCCCUAACCUCCUCGCGGGUACCUCGUCUCUUCCCUGUUUACUUUAGCCUAUGCUCAAGUCGAUUGUAAUGUAUACGGCAUUAAUCUGGUGCCAUUUUGUUCAAUUGAAACAAUCUGCUGCCUAGUCGUUCCUCUAUGUAUGCACUGCAAAUCAUAAACAUGUUGCGAAGCCAUAAGAAACGAAAAUUGUCGCCA
This is a messenger RNA of Triticum aestivum (bread wheat), 760 nucleotides long. RefSeq lists its product as uncharacterized. The transcript has a single exon. The record is from RefSeq and is a predicted model, not a curated record. Bases 277 to 546 code for a protein of 89 amino acids. Lineage: Eukaryota; Viridiplantae; Streptophyta; Magnoliopsida; Poales; Poaceae.